AUGACGGAAUCGAAUAAUAACGACCAUCUGGUCAAAUCAGACGACAGUCAACAUCCCGCCAACCUCAUCCCAGAACUCUGCAAAAAGUUCUGGACGCUUGGAUGGGUGACGGGAACUGGCGGUGGUGCAUCGAUACGUGAUGAUGAUCUCGUAUAUCUCGCACCUUCUGGUGUGCAAAAAGAACUGAUGAAGCCCGAAGAUAUAUACGUCCUCGAACUUUCAAAACAACUCGAUCCCAAGCAAAGAAUUUACCUCCGAUCACCACCCUCCCUCAAGCCAUCCCAAUGCACACCCCUCUUCAUCGCAGCCUUCACCAAAAGAGGCGCAGGAUGCUGUAUCCAUACACACAGUCAAUGGGCCGUCCUAGUCACCCUCCUCCUUGAGUCGCAAUCCAACAAAAACCUCUUCGAAAUCAACAACAUCGAACAGAUCAAAGGGUUCGGAAAAGGCUACCAAAAGCAAGGCGCGCUGGGAUAUCAUGAUACGCUGCGGAUACCAGUGAUUGAGAAUACACCACACGAGGAAGAUCUGACGGAGAGUUUGGAGGUUGCGAUGGAUAAAUAUCCAGAUACCUAUGCGGUGCUGGUUAGACGUCAUGGCGUUUAUGUUUGGGGUGAAACGGUGCAUAAAGCUAAGACUCAGUGCGAGAGUCUGGACUAUCUUUUCCAACUUGCUGUAGAGAUGAAGAAGCUUGGUUUACCGUGGUUGAGCGAUAUUGCUUGA
Molecule: messenger RNA, 723 nt
Organism: Glarea lozoyensis ATCC 20868
Lineage: Eukaryota; Fungi; Ascomycota; Leotiomycetes; Helotiales; Helotiaceae
Product: AraD-like aldolase/epimerase
Exons: 4
Coding region: 1-723 (240 amino acids)
Cellular component (GO): cytoplasm
Molecular function (GO): metal ion binding; methylthioribulose 1-phosphate dehydratase activity
Source: RefSeq, a predicted model, not a curated record